Schistocerca cancellata (South American locust) is the source of this 1395-nucleotide messenger RNA. RefSeq lists its product as uncharacterized. The transcript has 4 exons. NCBI's taxonomy places the organism in Eukaryota, Metazoa, Arthropoda, Insecta, Orthoptera, Acrididae. The record is from RefSeq and is a predicted model, not a curated record. Bases 1 to 1395 code for a protein of 464 amino acids.
AUGAAACAGAUAAAAUUUUGCAACAUAAAGUGUACAAAAAAACUGUACACUCGAGAUGUCGAUUUGAAAGAGAAAAUUUCAGCAAUUACUGUCAGAGAAAUUAUGCGUGCUAAAAGAAGAUUGCGUGGCUGUGCUUCAGAAGUCUUGGGAAAGCCUCAGAAGAAGCACCAGGACUGGUUUGACGACUCAGAUCCAGAGAUCAGAAAGCUAAUUAAUGAUUUCAGAACCUCUCUUCGCACCCCUGAUGAUAACAAGCGUAGAGCAGCGCAUUACAAUCUGAAAGUGAAGAGUGACAUCCUGUCUCGGUGGGCGGAACAUUUUAAUGACGUUCUUAAUCCCGACCAUCAGACAACCGAUAUUCCAUACAUAGAAGCACUUGAAGACCUGCCAGUUGAGGAACAACUUGCGGAUGCCCCUUCCUACAGUGAAUUCAUUUCAGCACUGGCUAAGCUGAAAAAUGACAAAACAACUUACAUAAACCUGCAAAAUGCCUCCUACAGAAGAUUUGGCUUAGCCAUUAGCAUCACUAAGACGCAAGUUCUUAAACAACCACUUAGAGGUCUUAAUGCAGAUGACUCUAGUAUUGAGAUAAAUAACAAACACUUGCAAAAUGUGUCAAAGUUCAAAUACCUGGGAAGCCAAAUUAGAAGUGACAACAGCCUGACAUCGGAAAUCGCAGCGCGUAUAGCCAGCGCAGCCUCAGCCUUCGGUAAGCUUAAUGACCGAGUAUGGAAAUCACAUGAUCUCAAACUACAAACAAAAAUUGCAGUCUACAAAGCAUUAGUAUUAUCUACCUUACUCUAUGCCUCGGAAACCUGGUGCUGUUACAAAGCUGACAUUAAGAAGCUAGAUAAAUUUCAUCUUCGAUGUCUGAGAUCAAUUCUGCGCAUCAAAUGGGAAGACCGUGUCCCAAACACGGAGAUUUUGCGCCGCGUGAAACUGGCUGGUAUUGAAGCUUUAAUAAUUAAACAUCAACUGAGAUGGAGUGGUCACAUAGUACGCAUGGAUGACAGUAGGCUACCUAAAGCGGUGUUCUACUCGCAGCUCUCGUGCGGGAAGAGGAGGAAAGGUGGUCAACACCUGCGAUAUAAAGACACCAUUAAACGCCACCUUACAGCCUGUGGCAUCCCAAGCAACCGUUGGGAGGAGCUAGCAUUGCGCCGAUCGGAGUGGCGAUCAACUGUACAUAAGAGCAUCGAACAAUUCGAGCAAAAGCGUGUAAUGGACCUGGAUGCUAAAAGAGAGCUCCGAAAAUCUCAGCUCAAGCCUGUCUACACGUAUACUUACAACUCUGCUGGUCAACUUCACUGUGCUCCAUGCAACAGGAUAUUCAAAGCGAAAUUCGGAUUCGCGAGCCACAUCCGAGCCUACCACAACAAGGACAGAGAAGACUGA